This is a messenger RNA of Manis javanica (Malayan pangolin), 3875 nucleotides long. The record is from RefSeq and is a predicted model, not a curated record. Lineage: Eukaryota; Metazoa; Chordata; Mammalia; Pholidota; Manidae.
AUGCCUCCGGCGCGCGCCCGGGGCUUCUGCUUCGUCCCGCGUCCCCGGAGGAGAGCACGCCGAGCCCGCGGCGCCGCCGCGCUCCCCCGUCUCUCCGGAGUCGCCGGGAGAGCCCUUCGCGCAGCGCCGGCUCCCACCGGGGCGGAAAAAAGGCACGCAAGUUGGCGGCAACUCCUCUCCUGGGUCUAUUCGAGAAGGCGGCCUCGGUGGGGCAUCCGAAAUUACUCCAGGACGACCGCGGGCGCGGGGGGCGCCGGCUCCUCGCUGCCUUCCCGGCCCGGCGGCGGCGGCGCAGGGCGCGUGGACGAGCCGCUCUCCCCUCCUCCUCCUCCUGCUGCUCCUCGUCCUGCCGCUCUGUGCAGCGCCGCUGGCCGAGCCGGUCUUAGGGGCACUUCCCUCCGCCUGCUCGCGGCUCCGCGGCCGGCUCUGCCCGGCGGACUCCAGCGGCGGCGGCGGCGGCGGCGGCGGCGGCGUCCGCGCACGUUGGCACCGGUUUGUCUGUCUCGCAGGGUCCAAGCCUUUAAAUUUCCUGCACUUUCAGCUCCAUCACCAUGGAAACCACUGACUCUCUCGGCGUUGCCCCCUCCCUCUUCUUCCCCCCAAACAACAACCCCACCCCCCACCUCUCCACCCCCGAGGAGCUGGAGCGGCACAGGCUCCCGGGGAAGCCUCUUGCGCUCGCCGCGGAGGAGGCGGUGGCGGCUUCGGCAGCGCCCAGGGCUGUGCCCCGCCGGACCCAGAUGCCCCGGGAAGCCGACAGUCCGGCUGCCCGCCGGAGCUCACAGGCGGCGGCGGCGGCGGCGGCGGCAGCAGCGGUGGCGGCGGCGGCGGCGGCGGCGGUGGCGCUUGGCAGAAGCAGUUUCUCUGUGAUGGGAGAUGGAUACUGAAAUGACACUUCCAGUGAAUUUUCCCUUGGAUGAGGAACUGAAUCUAGACUUCAAAACUUGGUUUCCUUUGUGGUGGAUGUGAUUGGAGUCUGGAAAAAGGUGGAGAAGAGAGACUUGGAAUGGAUGACUCAAGUAUUCACCAGAAUUCCAUGGAGUGGAGUUGGGAGGUCUCAUUGGGACAGCCUAAAUCACUCUACUUUCUUUCCCCAAAGAUCUAGUUUUUCCUUUCCACCUGUGCUGCCAUCCUCACCUGCCAAGUUUAUCAUCUAAGGACACAGCACAGUUUUUAUGCAAAACCUCAGCUGUUGGUAGGGAUGGCCAGUUUCAGCGGAAAACAUUUUCUUGAACUUGCAAAUCUCGGCAAUAUCUAGAUUAGACCAUCAAGGUACUGCUUAAAAGGAGGUCUUGCUUUAAUGAAUACUGGAGAUAAGAGCGACUCACUGGUUGUUUGAAUUGAGUUGAUUCUGAAAUAAUGUGAUUUAGAACCUGGCACAUAGUAGGCUCUUAAACAAUAUUCCUUUCUUUCUGAUGUGGUUUAUGAAGGCUUGGCACUAGUUUGUUUUCUUAGAAAUGUUCCAAGCAACUUUGUUACUGCUAGUUAGUAACUGCUAGUAAAUUAGCUAGUUAAAUAGUUUUUCAGUAAAGAAUUCAAAGGCUAAAUUCUAACUCUGCCUUCCUGAGAUGGUAGGUUCCAAUUAGUGACAUUUUAUUUUGGUCUUCUCUGUUUCAUCAAUCUCCUCUCCUUCAGAUCAUCUAUUUUUGUUUGAAAACCAACCCAGAUCCUUUGGUCCUUUAUUUAGGUUGGGAAGAUUUUACUAAACAGCAAGAAGUUCUCUCAGGAAUGAAAAACAAACCAUGUUAGACAAUAGAUUGGGUGACUUGUUUAUUAUAGAGUGUCCACUGGUGAAGAUCAUGGGGAAAACACAAAGGAGAAGGAACUCAUAGUUGCUGGCCACCCUCCCAGACUUCAGCAGUCCAGUUCAGGGGGAAUAUGACAAGCAUGUGAAGAAAACACUAACAGGGUAUGGGGGGAAAAAUCUAUAUAUUCCCAUAAGAGUGUAGAAAAGUGUUUCACAACUUUUAAAACCCAUGCCCACUUUUGAUAAAUAUUACAUUUUCAUGCUAUCCUUUGAAUGUUACUUGAAAUUUCAUAAUACAUUAUGAUUACCAAAAAAUCCAAAACAAUUGUAAGUGAUACUGUUUUUAAACCACAUCCCCUCUUUACUGUGGAGUUCAGAAAUGCCCCACUUGGGAGGCAUGAAAUCCCCCAGUUCGUGCCACACUGGGGUAGCCCAUGCAUGUAGGUACUGAGUGAAGCUGGAGAUGCUGUUAUUAAGCAGUACAAACACCUUAACGGUAGAGGUGAGUUUUAGCUCUGCUUGAUGGAGAGAGAUACUCAUCUGGAUAGGGAGAGAAAGAGAUUUGAGACAUACAAUGUGAGUAUGCAUGAAGAGGGGAAGGACACUGCUAGUCUCAGGACAGAUAGAAGAUCUAGGACAUGGGGAGUGGAGGAGGAAACCUCAUAAACAGAAAUUCAAAGACAACCUCUGGACCAUGCGGAUCUCAGUUGGAAUUCUGACCCUAUUUCUCACCUGCUGCUGCUACCUUCUUAACAUAAGGCACCUUAGUUCCAAACUUCCUUUCCCCAUCUGUAAAUUGGGGAUAAGACAUACCUCUCAAAACCUUGCUAUAUAGAAGAGGUAAAGAAUGUCUUGCUUAGCAAAGCACCUCGGGCAGAGUAUAUGGUGGGCAAUUAUCUUUCAAAAAAUGUUAGCUCUUUGGGGAACCCUACUGCCCUCAAUUGGCCAACAAGCUCAGGUUUGAGCUAGAGAGUCUUGAAGGGGUUGGAGAUGCUGUUGAAAUCUACUCCAGUGACUCUGGGCCUGCUUUUUGUCCACUCAGCAUGUGCAGCUGAGCUAUUCUUGGUGGCUGCUGGUCUACAGGAGUUUAGGGAAGGAUGACUGGAAUUUCUUGGGGACUCAACAGCCGACCCAUUUCAAUGCUUCUAUAGUUCUAUUGAAGAAGGAAGGAGCUUGACAAGCAGGACAAAGAAGGUUGCAUUUUUUCCAAAGGAAGCUGUGGGGUGGGAGAUGGGCAGAGGGAAGGAUGGCUAGCAGCUCAGCUUUCUGAUCAGGCCCUCACUGUGGGGGAUGUUUGGACCUAGUGGGGUUUGGCUGGUUGGGCCUCAGCUGUACAAGUGGGAAUAGGCUAGUGAAGAUGAGCGUAGGUCUGUUUUUGGUUGGCUACAUCCUGUAAUUUCUGUCCCCGUAAAGCGCUGAAGCAAGGAAAACUGAAGCACUCUUCUGAACUGCUUUGGCAAUUCCAGGUCAAGGUAGAGGCCCCUGAGGAUGCUUUCAAUGCAUCUUCUCUUAUUUUCAACUGAUUCUAAGAAUAAUUCAGCAAUCUUCUGUUUCUUUGGCCCUGGAAAAGUAGGCCUGAGGCAGCUGUGGGAGAUAAGCAAACAAGGCAGGGCUUGAAGUCAGAAAACCUGCAAUCUGCCCACUUGGUGACUUUGGGCCAGUCACUUUACCUCUUUGCCAAGUGGGGACACCGAGAUGCCAGGGGACCAUAAGACACCAUAAAGGAAAAGACAAGAAAGCUGCCAUCUUUCAGGCCUAGCAAAAUCCUAGGCAUAUGCAAAUCAUUACCUUCUGAUGCUGACCGUCUCUAAGGCCUCAUAAAUGUUGCAUUGGAUGGGCUUUUCCUUAUUCAGAACCAAAAUGGCAUUUCUGGACUUGACCCAACUUAGCAGAGUGAGGAAAAGUCAGCCACAAGGCUUGUUACUUGUCACUUUUUUCCAGACAGUGGCAAGAAUGUGAGGCUGGAGAUAGCUUCCAAGGCCAGAGGGUGGUAGACUCCCCAUAGCCUAACAGGGGCCAGGCAGUUCAGACUCACAGCCAGGGUGGGGGCCAGUUCAGCUUCCCAAGACAUUCUAAUUUUUGCGUGUCCUGUUGGUGAUGGGAUUCUGGUUACAACAGUGAAGUUCUA